This is a messenger RNA of Osmerus eperlanus (European smelt), 1037 nucleotides long. It is a transcript of the gene dcxr, whose product is annotated as dicarbonyl/L-xylulose reductase. Gene Ontology annotation, molecular function: L-xylulose reductase (NADPH) activity; carbonyl reductase (NADPH) activity. The record is from RefSeq and is a predicted model, not a curated record. Gene Ontology annotation, biological process: xylulose metabolic process; glucose metabolic process. The transcript has 9 exons. NCBI's taxonomy places the organism in Eukaryota, Metazoa, Chordata, Actinopteri, Osmeriformes, Osmeridae. The coding region runs from base 161 to 895 and encodes 244 amino acids.
AGGAGGGUUGACAUUUUUGUCCAUUAACUUUAGUUGCAACUUUGCCCCCUACGUUUGCUACCGCAAACGUAUCUAAACGUAGUUAUUUCUGCAUAAUUUAGGGAGAUAACGUGUUGGCAUAAAGAGUCUUACUGCCGGAAAAACUAGUUUUCAAACAGUCAUGGAGAUUUAUUUCGCUGGCAAACGGGCCAUGGUCACUGGAGCAGGAAAAGGGAUCGGGAGGGCCACUGCCCUGGCUCUGGUGCGCUGCGGGGCGGAGGUCACGGCAGUCACACGGACGAGCGCCGACCUGGACAGCCUCCUGCUGGAGUGUCCGUCCAUCAGGCCGGUGUGCGUGGACCUGGCGGACUGGGAGGCCACAGAGGCGGCUCUGGCUGGGGCAGGUCCCGUGGAUCUCCUGGUAAACAAUGCCGCCUGCGCCAUACUGCAGCCCUUUUUGGACGUCACUCCGGAGCAGUUUGACAAGUCCUUCAACAUCAAUGUGAAAGCUGUGCUCCACAUUUCCCAGCUGGUGUCUCGGGGUAUGAAGGCCAGAGGGACAGGAGGCUCCAUCGUCAACAUCUCCAGUCAGGCGUCCCAGUGUGCCCUCAGGGACCAUGCUGUCUAUUGUGCCACAAAGGGAGCUCUGGACAUGCUGACCAAGGUGAUGGCCCUGGAGCUGGGGCCUCACCAGAUCCGGGUGAACAGCGUGAACCCCACCGUGGUGAUGACCGAGAUGGGCCGGCUGGGCUGGAGCGACGCUGAAAAGGCCAGAGCCAUGACCUCACGCAUCCCACUGGGCCGCUUCGCAGAGGUAGAGGAUGUGGUGAACUCCGUUCUGUUCCUGCUGAGUGAUAAGAGCUCCAUGACUAAUGGGGUCACGCUGCCAGUGGAUGGCGGCUUCCUGGCCUGUUGACCCCUGACCUCCUUACUCUGGAUCCCUAUUAGCUGAAUCUUUCCUCUGACCUCCUUAUUCUUGCAUUGGCUAGUCUCACCUCACAUGUACAACAUACCUAAAUCAUUCUGUAACCUGAGUUUCUUAUGUUACUGAUUAAAUA